Penicillium daleae is the source of this 2193-nucleotide messenger RNA. RefSeq names its product F-box domain protein. Gene Ontology annotation, biological process: SCF-dependent proteasomal ubiquitin-dependent protein catabolic process. The transcript has a single exon. Gene Ontology annotation, molecular function: protein binding. NCBI's taxonomy places the organism in Eukaryota, Fungi, Ascomycota, Eurotiomycetes, Eurotiales, Aspergillaceae. Gene Ontology annotation, cellular component: SCF ubiquitin ligase complex. Bases 1 to 2193 code for a protein of 730 amino acids. The record is from RefSeq and is a predicted model, not a curated record.
AUGGCCACCUCUGUCCCCGACGAGAUUCUCCCCUCGUCCGAGGUCUCACCGGCAAGUCCGAUCUCUUCCACCGGGCAAAUUCCUCUCGAAGAACCUCCCAAACUCAAGGGUCGCCAAAAAUUGUUGCAGAAUCUCCAGCGCAUGUCGUCUAGCCCGACGCUAACCCGCCGCGGACGAUCAGCAUCAACGGGUUAUCGGCGGGACCACAAGGCUUCCUUAUCGUGUGUGUCGUUAUCGUCUGCCGCAUACUCGCCCUGCCUGGGCAACGGGAGUACCUCACAACUCUAUGGCGGCCUCAACCCACGACCAGCCACCCCAGGCCCAUCGGGGCCACUAGAGGAGUUGGAAGACAACAAUGCUCGCAUCCGCCUCGUGGGCACCGACACCCCGAAUGCAUCACGAACCGUUCCAUUGCCCAUCGACCUGAGACCGGUUUCGCCACGAAGCGGUACCCCAUUUGAGGGCGACGUGCUAUCCACAGAACUGAUCUUGCCGGACGCGAAACCAGCCCGCACCAUUGAUUUCUGGGGUGAUAUGCCACGGGAGUUGCAGGUGGAGAUCUUUCGCUAUCUGACACCUCGCGAGAUCGUGCGCUGCUCGGCCGUGUCGAAGAUGUGGCAUAACAUGUGCUACGACGGACAAUUGUGGUGCAGACUGGACGCUGCAGAAUACUACUCCAAGAUCCCGAGCGACGUCUUGAUCAAACUCAUUACAUCUGGGGGACCGUUUGUUCGCGAUUUGAACCUUCGAGGCUGUAUUCAGCUCAAGAACAAAUGGUCUUCUGAUGGAGAGCGCAUCUCAGACAUGUGCCGGAACCUGGUCAAUUUGUCGCUGGAAGGAUGCAUUAUCGACAAGUCUUCUAUGCACUACUUCCUAUCGCGUAACCCGCGAUUGGAGUACAUCAAUGUCUCGGGUCUCAAGAGCGUGACCAACUCCGCUAUGAAGAUUAUUGCUCGAUCCUGUCCACAGUUGGGGACCCUCAACGUCUCCUGGUGCAGCAAUAUCAACACGAAAGGACUUUUACAUGUUAUCCAGUCUUGUGAGCGGCUCAAGGAUCUCCGCGCCGGCGAAAUCCAAGGGUUUGACAACGAAGACUUUGCUCGGGCUCUUUUCGAACGCAAUACCCUGGAGCGACUGAUUAUGAGUCGCACCGAUCUGACCGAUCAGAGCCUGAAGGUGUUGAUGCACGGUGUGAAUCCUGACAUCGAUGUCCUCACUGAUCGCGCCGUCGUCCCGCCUCGGCGCUUCAAGCACUUGGAUUUGCACCACUGCGCGGACAUCACUGACGCUGGAAUGAAGAGCUUGGCUCACAAUGUCCCUGAUCUGGAGGGCUUGCAAGUCGCACAAUGCUGGGAAUUGACCGAUGAUGCGCUUAUCGACGUUAUCCGUACCACCCCUAGGCUCUCGCACCUGGAGUUGGAAGAUGUGGACAACCUGACGAACAACGUUCUCGUUGAACUGGCCAAGUCGCCGUGUGCUCAGAGCCUGGAGCAUCUGAACAUCAGCUACUGCGAAAACCUGGGUGAUAUGGGCAUGUUGCAAAUCAUGAAGAACUGCCCGAAGCUGCGCUCCGUCGAGAUGGACAAUACCCGCGUCUCCGACUUGACUCUGAUGGAAGCUAGCUUCCGGGUCCGCAAGCGGGGGUAUGGCGAGGAUAUUCCUAGAAUUGGUUUGCGACUGGUUGUCUUUGACUGCGCCAACGUCACCUGGGCUGGCAUCAAGGAGGUUCUAUCGAGCAAUGCCUACAUUCCUCGUGCGCGCAAACCUGGGACAUCAGCCAAUGCUAUUGUGACUAUCUCGCAGAGAAACUCGGAUAGUGACUCUGUGACGACCACCACCUUCGUCACGCCAACGUCGUCCCCGUCGCCGUCGCCUACCCUCCCCGCAGAGAUCAUCCAGCUCAAGUGUUUCUACGGUUGGCAGAUGACCGUUGACGAGCACACGAAGCGCGUCCUGCGUGGUGACCUCAAUGCUGCCAGUCGUCUUGAUCGCAAGUGGGCGGACUACAUGAUGGCCACUGAAGAAGCUGGUGCCGCCGGUGCGGGUGCCCGACGCCGACGUCGCCGUGCUCGUGAGGCAGAGAGACUGUACAACGCUGAUGAAGACGAUGAUGAUAGCUACGGUGUGGGUGGUAUCUCUGCGCUUGGCAGUCGUCGUCGUCGCGCCCAAAGUGGCGGCUGCACGGUGAUGUAA